AUGGAGAUGCUUGCUAAAUCACGGACCGCGACGCACUGCCGGCCUCUGCCCGGCAGUUGUAGGGCCAUCGUCCGGUCCAGAAAUCUUUCGAAAUCAGCAGUCGCAGACCAAGAGUCUCUUACGGCUACACCCAAACUUGGACUUCGCGUUCGGAAAGCGCUAAAGGAGUGGGCUCCAACGAUUGAGGCCCUUGGCCACGGCGAGCAAACGGUGCUGUUCCGCAAAGGUGGCAUCAAGGAGCCCACCUUCCGGCCCGUGACUUCCACUUCGCCCUUCCUCCUCUUCCCCACAAGCUUUCACACAGACCAGCAGCUACUCAAGCCCGGGGUGGCCGAGCGCUAUGGCGAGGCCAUGCGGCUAGAGCCCAAGUCGGAGUCCGUACUGCGGCUGCCGUACGUGGCUCAAGUGACAGGCGCAUGGACGACGUACGACUCGCAGGUCCUUCCUGUGCUGGACGACUUCCACGUGUGGACAGAACAGUUCAUUGAGACACGUCUCAAGUGGCGCGCCAACCAACCCAUCACGGUUAUGGAGCUACGCUGCUGGCGACUGGCGCAACCCCUGGAGCUACCGGUCACUGAGUCCCUGUUCGGCUGCUUCUCGUGGGAAGCCUCUGACAACCCUGGCCUCCGAGCCAAAGCCGCUCCCUGCCCCUGCACCUUCUUCACGCGCGCCAGCGCCUGCAUCCCCCUUCCCAACACAAUUGCACCUUUCGAUUGUCGGAUCCGCAAAUCCGCAGUGGACGUGGCUGCACAUCUACGGCAAGAAUCUGAUCUGGAUUUGGAACUGGGCCCCGGGGUGCCGGUGGUCAGCGAUGAGGAGUUUGCGGCGCGGCAGCAGCUGCUAAGGACCGCAUUGGGUCGCAUCCGGGUGGAUCUUCUGGAACUGAACUGA
Messenger RNA from Volvox carteri f. nagariensis, 894 nucleotides. RefSeq lists its product as uncharacterized. NCBI's taxonomy places the organism in Eukaryota, Viridiplantae, Chlorophyta, Chlorophyceae, Chlamydomonadales, Volvocaceae. The record is from RefSeq and is a predicted model, not a curated record. The transcript has 5 exons. Bases 1 to 894 code for a protein of 297 amino acids.